Molecule: messenger RNA, 1287 nt
Organism: Pseudoliparis swirei
Lineage: Eukaryota; Metazoa; Chordata; Actinopteri; Perciformes; Liparidae
Product: interleukin-7 receptor subunit alpha-like
Exons: 9
Coding region: 1-1287 (428 amino acids)
Biological process (GO): cytokine-mediated signaling pathway; positive regulation of receptor signaling pathway via JAK-STAT; hemopoiesis
Cellular component (GO): membrane; external side of plasma membrane
Molecular function (GO): cytokine receptor activity; protein binding
Source: RefSeq, a predicted model, not a curated record
AUGCUGCUGCUCUGCCUGGUCGCUGCUCUGCUGCCAACGGCCGGGACGCGUCCUGAGAGCGGAGAGGAGGAGCCCAGACUCGGCUGCACCGCUCACCUGCUGACAACAGGAAGCAGUCUGAGCUGUAAGCUGGUGGGAGGCUGGAGCCGCGAGGGUGAUGAAGAGGAGGAGGAUGAAGGCGAUGCCGUGGUGCACAUGGCGGUGUGCUUCUACGACUUCCACCACGAUGAAGCGACGUGCUUGGAGGCGCCGGGCGACACCGUCACGCACCUGAACCCGCUGCUCCCCCUCAACGUGAGCGCCCUCCUGAGGACGGGAGGCCGGCUCAGCACCACCGUGGACCUGAAGACCAUCGUUCGGCCCAGAAGUCCUCAGGUGAAUAACGUGACUAUGGACCAGGAGGCCCGGCGGGCUGUGAUCCGGUUUCAGACCCCGUACGCCAACGACUACAUUACAGUCGACAACCAGCUGUUCCAGCUGCACAUCUGGACCGCCGGCAGCUCCAUGACUCAGAACGUGUCGGCGGACUCGUCCCUGGAGAUCGGCCUGGAGCUCCUCCGGCCGCGGGCCCGGUACCAGGUCCGGGUGCGGGCGAUCCCUGAGCGCGGGCUGCAGGGCUCGUGGAGCGAGUGGAGCGACAGGUUCUCGUUCUUCACUCCGGCCGACCUCCACCAGCAGACGGAUGAAAGACGGGAGACCAACAGACUCAUCGUGUGCCUCCUCAUUUUGCUGGCGGUGCCUUCAAGUGUCGUUUUCCUCUGCAAGAACAAAGUCUUUACGUCCAUGUGGCCGAGCGUCCCGCAGCCCGAACACACACUGCUGCACCUCUGGAGGAGCAACAGAAGCCUGUUAUUGAACUUCAAGCCGGUGGAGUUCAGCGCUCUCAAAGUGGAGAAAACCACCCAGUCCACUCCUCCCUGCUCCACCCAGUCCACUCCUCCCUACUCCACCCAGUCCUCUCCUCCCUGCUCCACCCAGUCCACUCCUCCCUACUCCACCCAGUCCUCUCCUCCCUGCUCCACCCAGUCCUCUCCUCCCUACUCCACCCAGUCCACUCCUCCCUACUCCACCCAGUCCACUCCUCCCUACUCCACCCAGUCCACUCCUCCCUGCUCCACCCAGUCCUCUCCUCCCUGCUCCACCCAGUCCACUCCUCCCUACUCCACCCAGUCCACCUCCCUACUCCACCCAUCCACUCCUCCCCGCUCGCCUCGGCCUGAAUGCAGCAGUGGAGGAAACGAGGCGGAGGCCUACGUCACCAUGUCCAGUUUCUAUCAGAUCCAGUAG